This is a messenger RNA of Oryza brachyantha (malo sina), 2033 nucleotides long. Its product is annotated as exocyst complex component SEC6-like. Gene Ontology annotation, molecular function: SNARE binding. The record is from RefSeq and is a predicted model, not a curated record. Bases 798 to 1853 code for a protein of 351 amino acids. Gene Ontology annotation, cellular component: exocyst. Gene Ontology annotation, biological process: exocytosis; exocyst localization. Lineage: Eukaryota; Viridiplantae; Streptophyta; Magnoliopsida; Poales; Poaceae. The transcript is spliced from 14 exons.
UUGGAAUGGAAGGGGGUCAACAGAGAGGUUAGAGGUAGAUUUGCAGUUUGGGCUAAAUAUUUGCGGUAGUAUGGAUAAAAACUCCUAAAAUUUUGUGGCGCUGUAUGAUUUUUGUCUAAAUCCGUGUGGUAUGUAGAUGAAAUUUCCAAUUUGUGGAGGGGAUUUGCUAAUUGGCAUGCGCGUUAGAGACCUGCACGGUUGUUACAAAGUCAAAGCAUCAUUUUCAUCCCAUAGUUUGAUCAUUCAAACUUUCUUGGAGGAAAGAAAAACCGUGUGCGCACAUUCUUCAUUUGACAUUUCCACUGUGGAAGAGUAGUAUUUCCACCAGAAUUGUUCAUGUGGCACGUUAGCUUUCCAUAAAUUGUCGUUUGUUUUUUUAUUUUAGUUUUACCCACACUAUUCCCACAUUUUCUAGGUCCAACUGAACGACUGAAUGGUUAUUGGACAUAAAUUUCUUGACAUCACAAUCUUGGGUGAAGUCAACAAUCUUCCAAAACAGGGUGAACCAUUUGAGGACAUAAAUUGUCUCAUUCUCUCAUCAAUCAGCCAUACCAUCCUAUUGGGGCUGAGGACUUGUACUUGAGGCAGGGAUAUUCUCCAGAUUUGUAAUCCCAUCUGGGUUUAACCCCCGAUCAAGCAAUAAGAGCUAGCUUUGAUAUUGUUCUAGAGAGAUAUUUUCACAUGGUCAGCUGUUAAGCUUCUGUACGUAUUAAGGUUGUAUUGUGAAAUACCAAGAAAAUCUUAUCGGUCUUGGUGCAGAAGACUCUCUUGCUCAAUUUUGUUCAGAAAUUGGUACAAUGGAUUCCCCGACAAAUAUUUAUGCCGAAUGUAUGCAAGCAAAGGUUAAGGAAUGGUACAGUAACAAUUGGGAGGCUGGCAAAACACAACCACCAAAAAGCACAGAGGAUGGGAAGCUAUAUACACCUGCAAUUGUGGAUUUGUUCAGAAUAUUGACUGAGCAAGUGCAGAUUAUUAGAGAAAAUAGCGGAUAUAUCGUGCUGAGUCAAAUUGCUCUUGAAGUUAUACGUGUCAUGCUUGAUUUUCAAGAAGCUGAGAGGCAAAUACUCAAGGAACCAGCUUCAGAUGUUGGUCUGGAAUCUCUAUGUGCAAUGAUUAACAACAACCUGCAUUGCUAUGAACUUUCAUCAGAGCUAAAUAGCAGCAUAUUGGAAGCGCUUCCACAAAACUACGCUGAACAGGUUAAUUUUGAAGAUACUUGCAAAGGAUUCCUUGAGGUUCUCAAGGAGACAGUCCUUCAAACUGUCACCGUUAUUUUUGAAGACCCAGGUGUGAAGGAUCUACUAGUGAAACUUUACCAAAACGACUGGCUGGAUGGAAUGGUUACAGAAUAUCUUGCUGCAACAUUUGCUGAUUAUUUCAACGAUGUCAAACAAUAUAUUGAAGAAAGCUCAUUUCAAAGAUUUGUUGAGGCUUGCCUAGAGCGAACAAUUGUGGUAUAUGUUGAUCACCUCCUUACACAGAAUAACCAUAUAACUUCAGGAACAAUUGAAAGGAUGAGGAUAGAUGAAGAAGUGCUCAUGGAUUUCUUCACAGAACACAUUAAUUGGACAGAAGUUAAAAACAGAGUACGGGUUCUGGCUGAUCUAAGGGAGCUUGCUUCGGCUGAGAGUCUGGAUGGUUUCACUGUGAUUUAUGCAAAUAUUCUGGAACAUCAACCAGAUUGCCUGCCUAAGGUUGUUGAGAAGAUUGUGGGAAUGCGGGAAGGCAUUCCCAGUAAUGAAACCAUAGAGGUUGUACAAGAGUGCAAGGAGAUAUACGAGAAGUCUCUUGUAGAUGGCAAGCCUAAAAAUUCUUGUUUUGUGUUUGGCAAACUGAAGUGCCUAACAGAUUAACAUGUAGAGAAGGCAUACACAGGAAGACAGUAAAUAUAUAUGUAUGCGGCGAAGUUGCGUAGACUGAAUUCAGAUAAGAGAAUUGUUUCAUGUUCUUGUGAUAAUUCAUACAACUAUGUAUAUUUUUUAUGACACCACAUUUUUCAUAAAAGAGUACCAAGUUUCCAAACAUGUAUUUGA